Molecule: messenger RNA, 2879 nt
Organism: Puntigrus tetrazona (Sumatra barb)
Lineage: Eukaryota; Metazoa; Chordata; Actinopteri; Cypriniformes; Cyprinidae
Gene: zbtb43
Product: zinc finger and BTB domain containing 43
Exons: 2
Coding region: 127-1383 (418 amino acids)
Biological process (GO): regulation of transcription by RNA polymerase II
Molecular function (GO): protein binding; RNA polymerase II cis-regulatory region sequence-specific DNA binding; DNA-binding transcription factor activity, RNA polymerase II-specific
Source: RefSeq, a predicted model, not a curated record
CGCGACUGUGCGUGAUGACGUAAGCUGUACGCAGCGCUCUGGCUCUCGGAAGAGAGGAGGCGAGUUAGCUUUCAGAAAACCGGACUAAAAUGAUGCAAAAAACGAGCGUGUAGAUUCCGCGUAACCAUGGAGACCGACGCUAACUCCUUCCACGUGGAGUUCCCGGAUUUUUCCUGCUCGCUCCUGAAGAAGCUGAACCAGCAGCGGCAGAGAGGGCAGCUGUGCGACCUCAUCGUGUCCAUCGGGGGCCAUCAGUUUCGCGCCCACCGCGCCGUCCUGGCCGCCAGCUCUCCGUACUUCUGCGAUCAGGUGCUGCUGAAGAACAGCGCCCGCGUGGUGUUGCCGGACGUCAUGCAUCCUUGCGUUUUCGAGGCGCUGCUGUUGUCGUGCUACACCGGAGGGCUUUCGGUGCCAAGCGGAGAGGUGGUUUCCUUCUUAACGGCGGCUAGCUUCCUGCAGAUGUGGCACGUGGUGGACAAAUGCACUGAGCUCCUGGAAGUAGGAAAGAAAAACCGGAUCGACCACGGAUCGUCUCCUAAAGGUGAUGGUUACGCCACCGAUAAUGAAGACGCCGGUCACGCCGCGGGAGAAGAUCUAGGCGAUUUAGAUCCUGCUUUAGGUCCAGGGGCGCUAGAGAGCGGCGGUUGUUCGUCUCCGGAUGAUCCGAGCAGCGAAAACGGCUCGGAUGCAAUGGAGAACCAGUGCUCUAAACCGGCCUACGUACCGCCGAGCAUCAUGGGACACAGAAAGAAGGUGCAUAUAAAAUCGGAAAGGCAGAAUCGAGACGCCUGCGGCGGCUUGUUCGGCGCCGAACACGGAGCGAACGACUCGGACGAGAACUCCCACAACCCGAACGCGGCAGAGGACUGUUUCGACGAGAAACUGGCGGAGUGCUUGGAUCGGGAUUGCUCUUACGAAGAGCCGCUGGACUUCUACGGGACCUCCAUGGAGGGCUUUUCGCAAGCCUCGGACGAGCUUUCCAACCCGACCUCCAAGCUCGAAGGCGGCGCCGACGUUUCUAAAGAGGAGACGCCGGGCGACGGCGACGGCGGCGGCUUGAAGGAGCAGACCUCGCACUCGGGCUUCGCUUCGGUGGUCUACAAGCUCUACCCGUGCCAGUGUGGCAAAAGUUUCACGCACAAAAGCCAGAGAGACCGGCACAUGAGCAUGCAUCUGGGUCUGAGGCCGUUCGGUUGCGCCGUUUGCGGCAAGAGCUUCAAAAUGAAGCAUCACCUGGUGGGCCACAUGAAGAUCCACACGGGCAUUAAGCCUUACGAGUGCAGCCUGUGCUCCAAACGCUUCAUGUGGAGAGACAGCUUCAACCGACAUACCUCCACGUGUGCGAAGGCCCAUCAGAACCGGCGGGCCUCUCAGAUCUGCUAGUGCUCCCGCGGGAACGUUCGAGGAACCUCAGCACGGAAGCAUCCUUUACCUGAAUGCCAAACUAGCCGCUGCACACAGUAGGGUUAUUUCAAACAAGCACCUCAAUUGGGAACGGAGGCCUUCUGUUCGGUUCGUUCAGGUGUAAAGUAUCGGUCAAGAGUUGGGAAUAAUUACGCCGUUCUCGUGCUCAACAAGGCUGUGUCUAUUUAUCGAAAAACGGUACAAGCGUGAAAAAUUAUUACAAUGUAAAAUGUGAUUUUAAAGCUGAAAUUUCCAGCGUUCGGCGUCACGUGACCCUUCGGAAAUCAUUCUGAUAUACCGAUCUGCUGCUCAAGAAACAUUUCUGAUUAUUAUCCGUGUUGAAAACGUGUGCAACUGUAUACGUUUGCAAAGAUGAAUAUGUUACUAUUAAGAAAGGUUAACGGUAUGAAUACUUUUAUUCAACAAGGAUGCAUUAAUCUAUUCAAAAGUGAUGUUUAGAAUGAGAUUUCUAUUUUAAAAAUUAUUUGAAAUUACUGUUCAUUGAAGAGUUUGGGGGGAAAAAAUGCAAUAUAGUUUCCACAAAAAUUCUAUAUUAUAUUUACAACAUUAAUUAAUUAACAAUACCAUUUUAAUAAAUGAGCGCCAUAAUAAUUUACAAGAAUUGAGCAGAAAAUCAGCAAAUGUUUUUGAAGGAUCGCCUGGAGUAAUAAUGAUUUGCAUUAUAAGAAUACAUUUAUUUCUUUUUUUUUACAUUACAGUAGUUAACAGUAUUAAAAUUUCAAUGCUAUUUCAUAAUUUUUUAUAAUGUAUUUUUAAUUUAAUAAUAAUAAUACAGCCUUGGUGAGCAGAAGAUACAUAGUCAACAUAAAAAAAACCCGUAUAUAAUUUCAAACUUUUGACCGAUCUUCGAUCUACUCACAGAAUGAUUUAAAGUCAACACGUCACGGACUUUAGAUGUUAGCAGAUGUUGAAGUAAAAUGCCAUCUCAUGUUGACUUCGGGGUCGUUCUGAUGUCUCAGAAUGAUAUCUGAAGGAAAACUAUGACCACUUUCUACACAAGAGCCUUGAAUGCUGUCAUAAUAUUCAGGUUUAAAGACUCACUAAGCGCUUUGGAGUUUUAACAAGGUUUAUCUUCUGUAAAUAGAAAUAUUCCCAGAUGCAGCAUUACGCUGGAUUUCGUUUGCUUUAGUUGAGCUGGAUUCGGUGUUUGGCGUCAACUCUAUUGCCGAUCUCUGUAACCGGAGCGUUUCCGAUAGGAUUUCUCAGAGAACAGCGCUUGUUUCAGCUGCUAAUCUGCUCUAAUCCAUUUUAUGCUCUAAAAGUCAACAGAUUUAUUAGGAGGAUUUUGAAGGGGGAAAAAAGUCAAAUAAAAUCUUACAUAAUGCUGCAUUAAUGGCAUUGACAUUUUCAUCUCCUUCUGCAGUGUUCUUGUAUGUGAUGUUCAUUUUGUCAAAAUGUUUCUAUAAUGUGCCAUAAUUGUAAAAUAUUAGAAAUGUCAUCUCUAUAUGGGCGAA